Molecule: messenger RNA, 3970 nt
Organism: Gopherus evgoodei (Goodes thornscrub tortoise)
Lineage: Eukaryota; Metazoa; Chordata; Testudines; Testudinidae
Gene: PDE6C
Product: phosphodiesterase 6C
Exons: 22
Coding region: 1-2541 (846 amino acids)
Biological process (GO): signal transduction; visual perception
Molecular function (GO): protein binding; 3',5'-cyclic-nucleotide phosphodiesterase activity
Source: RefSeq, a predicted model, not a curated record
AUGGGUGGGAUAAAUAAAGACGAUGUUGAGAAAUACUUAGAGAACAAUCCCCAGUUUGCCAAGGAGUAUUUUGACCGAAAGCUGAGAGCAGAAGCGCUUGGAACCAUCUUCAAAGUCAGCCCUGGGGAAGUGAAGGAUGGAGUUUCCUUCAAGGAGAUGUCCCGGCUGGAGGAGUCUCAUGUGCUCUUUGAGUUGCUGACAGAAAUCCAGGAGGAAGAAAGCAGCAUGGAGAAGAUAGUGCACAAGGCCCUGCAGAGGCUGGCACAGCUGGUGGCAGCUGACCGGUGUAGCAUGUUCAUCUGCCGUGCCCGCAAUGGCAUCCUUGAGGUUGCCACCAGGCUUUUCAAUAUCACCGCCACCUCCAAGUUUGAGGAGAACCUGGUAGCCCCAGACAGUGAGAUUGUUUUUCCUCUGGACAUUGGGAUAGUGGGAUGGGUUGCUCAUACCAAGAAGUUUUUUAAUGUACCUGACGUGAAAAAGAAUAACCAUUUUUCUGACUUUGUGGACAAGCAAACUGGUUACACAACUAACAGCAUGCUGGCAACCCCUAUUAUGCAGGGAAAGGAAGUGCUUGCUGUUGUGAUGGCACUUAACAAAAUAAAUGCCCCUGAAUUCUCUAAAGAGGAUGAAGAGGUCUUUAAGAAAUACCUCAAUUUUGUUUCUAUUGCCAUAAAACAAUACCAUAUCACAUAUCUCUACAAUAUUGAAACCCGAAGAAGUCAGAUGCUUUUAUGGUCUGCCAACAAAGUAUUUGAAGAACUGACAGAUAUUGAGCGACAGUUUCACAAAGCACUGUACACUAUUCGAAUAUAUUUGAACUGUGAAAGAUACUCUAUCGGUCUGCUGGAUAUGACCAAAGAGAAGGAGUUCUAUGAUGAAUGGCCAAUCAAGCUGGGAGAAGCAGAGCCUUAUAAAGGACCAAAAACACCCGAUGGCAGAGAAGUCAUCUUUUAUAAGAUUAUUGAUUAUAUUUUACAUGGAAAAGAAGAAAUCAAAGUCAUUCCGUCACCUCCUGCAGAUUACUGGUGUCUUGUUAGCGGGUUGCCAACGUAUGUUGCUGAAAAUGGAUUUAUUUGUAACAUGAUGAAUGCACCAGCAGAUGAAUAUUUUUCGUUUCAGAAAGGGCCUGUGGAUGAGACAGGCUGGGUUAUCAAAAAUGUCCUGUCUUUGCCUAUUGUCAACAAAAAAGAAGAAAUUGUGGGAGUAGCUACAUUUUACAACAGAAAAGAUGGAAAACCCUUUGAUGAAUUUGAUGAACAAAUCACUGAAAGUCUUACACAAUUCCUUGGAUGGUCUGUUUUAAAUACUGACACCUAUGACAAAAUGAAUAAGCUUGAAAACAGGAAAGACAUUGCUCAGGAAAUGCUCAUGUACCAGACAAAGGCCACCCCUGAAGAAAUUCAGUCCAUAUUGAAAUACAAAGAGAAAUUAAAUGUAACCAGUACUGAAGACUGUGAUGAGAAAGCCCUCCUCAAGAUUUUGAGAGAGGAAUUACCUGAUCCAAAGGAAGUGGAACUUUAUGAAUUCUGCUUCAGUGACUUUCCCGUUACAGAGCAUGGCUUGAUUAAGUGCGGAAUACGAUUAUUCUUUGAGAUAAAUGUGGUUGAAAAGUUCAAAGUCCCAGCAGAGGUACUCACAAGAUGGAUGUACACAGUCAGAAAGGGUUAUCGGGAUAUAACUUACCAUAACUGGCGUCAUGGAUUCAACGUGGGACAGACAAUGUUCACCUUACUAAUGACAGGUAGACUAAAGAAAUACUAUACUGAUCUAGAAGCCUUUGCCAUGGUUGCGGCUGCUUUCUGCCAUGACAUUGAUCACAGAGGGACCAAUAAUUUGUAUCAAAUGAAGUCAGCUUCUCCAUUAGCAAAACUUCAUGGAUCUUCCAUUUUAGAAAGACAUCAUCUAGAGUACAGUAAAACUUUGCUACAAGACGAGAGUUUAAACAUCUUCCAGAACCUAAAUAAGCGCCAGUUUGAAACCGUUUUACAUUUAUUUGAAGUUGCAAUAAUAGCAACUGACUUGGCUUUGUAUUUCAAGAAAAGGACUAUGUUUCAAAAGAUUGUGGAUGCAGUUGAAAAAAUGCAAACAGAAGAGGAGGCAAUUAAAUAUAUAUCUAUUGACCCAACCAAAAAAGAAGUUAUCAUGGCUAUGAUGAUGACUGGUUGUGACCUGUCAGCUAUAACCAAGCCGUGGGAGGUGCAAAGUCAGGUUGCCCUUAUGGUUGCAAAUGAAUUUUGGGAACAAGGUGAUCUGGAGCGAACUGUGCUAGAGCAACAGCCAAUUCCUAUGAUGGACAGAAACAAAGCAGAUGAAUUGCCUAAGCUUCAAGUUGGUUUCAUUGAUUUUGUGUGUACAUUUGUAUACAAGGAAUUCUCAAGGUUUCACAAGGAAAUUACACCAAUGUUGGAUGGUCUUCAAAACAACAGGGUGGAAUGGAAAACACGGGCUGAUGAAUAUGAAGAAAAGAUGAAAAUUAUUGAGGAAGAAAAGAAAAAGCUGGAAGAAGCAGCAGCCAAAAAAGGUGGAAAGGGUCGAAAAUAACCUAGUAACAUGGUGAUCCACAGCUUUCAAAUGUAAGUUUUAAUUCUAAUAAUGGUAUGUCAACUUAAAAUGAAUCUAAAAACAAGUUACUAUAUUGAACAUAUCAGAACUUAGACCAAUAAAAACCCGUGGAAUCAUUUGAGAGAGAGAUGUUAACACUGUUGACAGCAGUUAUUGAACAUACAAAAAAGUACCUCUCUUGAUUGGAAACAGAUUUCUAGAUAAAAGUUUAUAUAAUCAUAAUCAACACUUAAAUGACAAUUUCCAUACCCCUCUCCCCCCAGUAGUCUCAAAGAUUAUAAUUGAUCCAAGAGUUUACUCCUUUGCAGGCUUUCAUUAUUCUGUUGUGGUGGCAGGAUGGAGAGGGACAGGAUUAAGUCUACAUAAUUGCUGAAACUUUCCAGUAAAAGUGGUUCAGUGUGUGUUUGCCCAUUGAUAAAUGCUGAUAUUAACUACUGCACCAUUUGUCAACAGUUUGGUUGUUCAAUAUUAAUCAAAAUAUAUAUAUAAAUCCUGAAAGUGUGUUCAGUUUUCAAGUGGACAAACACACUUGUGUUAUACAAUAAAAUUAAAAUGCAUGUCACAAAAUUAACAUUUAUAAAGGAAAAAUGAAGCUUAGUAAAAUGAAAGGAAUUCGCUCAUUAUUCAUAUUCCUUUUCUGCUUUUUAUUAGCUGAACAAGACGCAGCGAAAGGUGGAGGAGGUGGCGGAGAUGAUGAUGGCAAAUCCAAAACAUGUAUAAUUUUGUAAUGCAUUUCAAUGGCACUAAAAGAAUCUCAAAGUCUAUGUUUCUGCUACAGGAAAAAUAAAACAAACAAUCUAGAAACAACUUCAACAAGCCUCAGUGGAUUUCUGCAAAGCAUAGGGUAGCAUAGGCCAAAUAAUCCUCUUAAACAACUGCCAUCUAUUCAGUGUCAUUACUAAUGGCAUAAAAGAGGCAGAAUCCAUUGAAAACUAGAAAACAUGAAUUAUGGGGCAAAAUGAGUUGAUGAUGAGUUCAAUUCUUGGUAUUGUUUCUUGUCACUCAAUUUAUAUACAGUAUUUUUAUUAAAAUGUAUAAAUGCUGCAGAAUGUCCAGAAAAUUAUAAAUGAUUUUUCAUGAUAGAUUACAACCAGUAAUUUCAUAUCACAAGAUCUAAAUUGCACAUACCAGAAACCAAAACACCGCAGACAAUUUCAUAAUUCAUAGCGUUACAUUUUUAUUUUAUGUUUAUUUCUUUCAUCUGGACUGAACUAUAUCCCAUUCCUGCAUCCUCAAUUCUAGAUACAAUCCUGGAGUUGUCCCUUCCACCACUUUAGAAGACCUAACCACUAGCAUCAGUCCUGUGUCUAUAAAAUCAGACCCAUGGCCCCCUGAAGCUACCACUGUCAAUCUGUAAUUGCAGCAGUGGCUUUGGAGAAACCGCUCCCUUCUCCAUAAGUACACAAUU